AUGGUGUGCUAUGAGGAGGAGGCGGACACUUCGAGCAACGAGCCGGUGCGGAGGCAAGGCGGCGGCACUUCAGCCGAGGUGUGUAGUGUUCUGUGGCACUUGAGGAGGACGGGCGAGUGUGGUGGGAUGACGCACGGCCGGCAGCCACUGGCGUGUGGCUGCCUCCUACUCGCCCUGCUGACCACCUGCUCAAGGCAAGGAGGACACGUGGGGCAAGGAGGUAAGCAUGCGAAUCUUGGGGAUCGAGGCAAGAAGGACACUUGGGGAAAGGAGGAGGAGGCAACCAGGCGGCACUUCAGCACCGCCCUCCCUGCACCUUCUCUUCCAGCUUUGACGCCCAACCCGACCUGCACUCCGUCCUCAUCCCCUUCCCACCGUCGAGGAGGGCGCACGGGGAGUCUACAGCGUCAUGUUAGGCACGGGCACCGCCCUCCCUGCACCUCCUCUUCCAGCUUUGAUGCCCAACCUGACCUGCACUCCGUCCUCAUCCCCUUCCCACCGUCGAGGAGGGCGCACGGGGAGUCUACAGCGUCACGUUCGGCACAGGGUGAGGCGGAGGAACCGGUGGGACGUGUUGAGGCGGAGAGGGUGGUGCCACUGUCUCUCGUAAGUCCUCCUCACGGCUGGCCCCGCUCAUCGCUGCUCCUCGUCUUCUUUCUUCAGCACCGCCCUCCCUGCACCUUCUCUUCCAGCUUUGACGCCCAACCCGACCUGCACUCUGUCCUCAUCCCCUUCCCACCGUCGAGGAGGGCGCACGGGGAGUCUACAGCGUCACGUUCAGCAUGGGGUGAGGCGGAGGAACCGGUGGGACGUGUUGAGGCGGAGAGGGUGGUGCCACUGUCUCUCGUAAGUCCUCCUCACGGCUGGCCCCGCUCAUCGCUGCUCCUCGUCUUCUUUCUUCAGCACCGCCCUCCCUGCACCUUCUCUUCCAGCUUUGACGCCCAACCCGACCUGCACUCUGUCCUCAUCCCCUUCCCACCGUCGAGGAGGGCGCACGGGGAGUCUACAGCGUCACGUUCAGCACGGGCGGUGGGACGUGUUGAGGCGGAGAGGGUGGUGCCUCUGUCUCUCGUAAGUCCUCCUCACGGCUGGCCCCGCUCAUCGCUGCUCCUCGUCUUCUUUCUUCAGCACCGCCCUCCCUGCACCUCCUCUUCCAGCUUUGACGCCCAACCUGACCUGCACUCUGUCCUCAUCCCCUUCCCACCGUCGAGGAGGGCGCACGGGGAGUCUACAGCGUCAUCGACUGUAGUCUCUGGUUUCGGUGUGGAGUGGUGUGGAGUGGUGUGGUGUGGUGUGCAUUUGAGGCGGCACUUCAGGUCGGCGGGGGAGCAGCAGCUUGGAGGGUCAACACCGUCACCGACAUGUGAGUCUCUGCUUUGGCAGGUCGGCGGGGGAGCAGAAGCUUGGAGGGUCAACACCAUCACCGACAUCCAGGGAGCAGUGGCAGGACCGGAGCGGAGCAGCAGAGGAGGAACAGGAACAGCCGCUUCUGCUCUUCUCUUAGGAGAUGCAGCAGAGGCGAGGAGGGGAAGAGGAGAUGAGGGGAAGAGGGGAGGAGGAACAGGAGCAGCCGCUUCUGCUCAUCUCUUGUAA
Closterium sp. Yama58-4 is the source of this 1593-nucleotide messenger RNA. The record is from the annotation of a GenBank genome assembly. Lineage: Eukaryota; Viridiplantae; Streptophyta; Zygnematophyceae; Desmidiales; Closteriaceae.